AUGGCUCUGACUGCGUCGGUGAUGGAGACGUUGUUGAAGAGCCAUUGGUUGCUGUGUCGGCCGCAGUCGCCGAACGUUCCGCUGGUCUGGCGCGGUCUGUCGUUCGGUUUGGACUUGGCGGAGGUUGGCUUGCAUGCUGAUGAUGGGGAUGGCAGUGCUGGUGAUGAUCUGGAUGGAGAGCAGCUCCCGGCCGAAGCGGUGGACGCCCGCGAGCUGGCAGUGCUGGAGGUGCUCGAGCGACCGAUGGAAUGCAACCUCUGCGACAUGUGGGUGUGCAGUUUCAGCUUGUCUUUUAUGGAGAGGGCAGGAGAUGGGUGA
This is a messenger RNA of Lecanosticta acicola, 318 nucleotides long. Lineage: Eukaryota; Fungi; Ascomycota; Dothideomycetes; Mycosphaerellales; Mycosphaerellaceae. The record is from the annotation of a GenBank genome assembly.